GAUUGUUGUUCCCUAGGGGGUGGGGACGGAUGACGACGUGCUGAUUGAGAUCCUGGCGUCUAGGACCUGCGCUCAGAUUAAAGACAUUGUCAAAGUCUACAAGAAAGAGUGCGGUGGGAAGCUGGAGAAAGAUAUCACCGGUGACACCUCGGGCAACUUCCAAAAGCUUCUAAUAAUGCUUCUGCAGAGGAGUAAUGAUGAAGGGGUGGAUGACAACAGGAUUGAGAAAGAUGCAAUGGAACUGAUUGCUGCUGGCAAGGGGAAGGUUGGCACAGACGAAGAGAAAUUCAUCAACAUCCUGGGCAAUAGGAGCCAUGAACACCUUCGACUAGUGUUUGACGCCUACAAGAAGGUGUCUGGCAAUGAUAUUGAGGACAGCAUUGAGGGCGCGACUACUGGAAACCUGGAGAACUUAAUGCUGGCAGUUGUGAAGUGUGCUAAGAGUGUCCCAGCCUACUUUGCAGAGUCCCUCUACAGGUCUAUGAGGCGUGCUGGCACUGAUGACCAGACUCUGAUGAGAAUCAUGGUGUCCAGGGGUGAGACAGACAUGCUGGACAUCAGAGCCUGCUUUAAGAAGAUGUAUGGGGCCUCUCUUUACACCACCAUCCAGGAGGACACCACUGGGGACUACGGAAAGGCCCUGCUCUAUCUUUGUGGAGGAAAUGACUGAGGACUUUUUGAUGAUGUGGUACUGUAUGAUGAUGCGUGAUGGCGCCACAAUGAGCUACACCUGAUACUCUGUCCGUCAAUUAUAAUUCAUUAACGUUAGAUUUGAUCUUCUGUUCGACGAUUGGCUUAAGUUACCACUUCAUUGUACUGGCUAUGUAUCUUGAUUGUCCACAUUCAACACAUACUGAACUCAACACUGUGUGCCCUCUUUUCUCCCAUAUUGUUCAAAUAUUCCUUUAUUUGACUCUUAUGGUCAUGUGAAGCAAACUAUGUUUUGUUUUGGUUGUUUUUUGUCUAAUUUCAAGGAAUGAUGUGAGUAAUAUUGCUAUAUCCAUUUGUUUUUGUUAUUUUCUUUGUUACCUAAAUCAACACGCUAUCUUAUUCUAUCUUGAUUAAUGCCUUUAUGUGUCUGUGAGUUCGAAGUAUAAAGUUGCUGUUCAAUUAUUAAAAUGUUCAUGUCUACUA
Oncorhynchus kisutch (coho salmon) is the source of this 1134-nucleotide messenger RNA. Its product is annotated as annexin A5-like. Gene Ontology annotation, cellular component: cytoplasm; nucleus; vesicle membrane. The transcript has 8 exons. Gene Ontology annotation, biological process: negative regulation of coagulation. The coding region runs from base 176 to 670 and encodes 164 amino acids. NCBI's taxonomy places the organism in Eukaryota, Metazoa, Chordata, Actinopteri, Salmoniformes, Salmonidae. The record is from RefSeq and is a predicted model, not a curated record. Gene Ontology annotation, molecular function: calcium-dependent phospholipid binding; calcium ion binding; phosphatidylserine binding.